This is a messenger RNA of Cokeromyces recurvatus, 756 nucleotides long. RefSeq lists its product as uncharacterized. Lineage: Eukaryota; Fungi; Mucoromycota; Mucoromycetes; Mucorales; Mucoraceae. Bases 1 to 756 code for a protein of 251 amino acids. Gene Ontology annotation, molecular function: nickel cation binding. The record is from RefSeq and is a predicted model, not a curated record. The transcript has 2 exons.
AUGACAACAACAACAUUUUUUACAUCGAAUGAAACAAGUAGCUGGUUGCUAUAUAUUCUUACUGAUUCAGCUUUACCAACAGGUGGGUUUGUUGCUUCUUCAGGUUUAGAAGCAAGUUGGCAAGCAGGGUUAGUCAAUAAUGAAAAUUUGGCAUCAUUUGUCAUUUCAUCAGCACAUAAUUAUGCAUCCAAUACAAAUUGCUUUGUAAGAGCUGGAUUUGAAGCACCUGAUCACCAAGAUCCAGUUGCUCAUCUUGUUGAAUCAGAUGCUACUUGUGAUGCUGUGAUGGUCACAAAUACAGUAGCAAGACGUGCUUCAUUAGCACAAGGAAUAGCCAUGUUGACCCUUUAUUUGAAAUGCUUUAAAGAGAAACCUGAGGGAAUCUCUAAUGAGGAACAUGAAAAGAAUAUACAAAUGGUUAAAAAAUGGAAAAGUUUAAUUCGUGAAGGAAAAGUAGAUGGCCAUUUUGCAAUUUGUUAUGGCCUUAUUUGUCGCCAUUUAAAAGUAGAUUUAGAAAAUACAUUUCAUUUAUGGCUAUAUCUAUUUACGCGUACAAUUUAUUCCUCAGCAGUAAGAUUAAACAUUGUUGGACCAUAUGAAGCGCAAAAACUAUUAUUAAAAGUAAGGAAACCUAUUGAAAAGAUUAUAAAAGAAACAAGGUAUAUGACGAUCGAUGAUUGCUGUCAAACAAAUCCAUUAUUAGAUGUAUGUCAAGGAAUGCAUGAUCGACUUUAUUCUAGACUAUUUAAUAGUUAA